AAGUCUAGAAUCUUCUUCACUCAACAAACGGCUUCCCUAAUUCACUUAGUCAAAAUUAGAAACCCUAUCUAUCUUGAGGGUUCUAGCAUUUUCGAAUCCUUUAUAAAAAUUAAAGCAACACGUUCCUGUGGGUGAUUAUACUUUCUUCAGAUUUAAUAUUCCAUUGAAAUAAGAGUGUAAAAAUGGCGGGCAAGGAAGAUUUGGCGCUGGAUUUGGAUGAAUUGAAGCACCUUCACAGCAUCGCGAAGAGGCCGCGCGUUCUUUCUCUGAUUUCCUCCGAGAUUGCCAAAUUGGAGAAGAUAUCAAAUGAAGCUGCUCCUGCACCAUCUCUGCAAACAACAACUCCAGCAGUAUCAAUCCCGCCAAAGGCGGCAUCAAAUCCGUUGUUAAAUUAUGUUACACUUAGCUCCUUCAGCUGGGAUCAGGAUAAUGAUAAAUUGAAGAUUUAUAUAUCGUUGGAGGGGGUUGACCAAGAGAAGAUUGAAGCUGACUUUAAGCGGACGGCUUUCGACAUUAAAUUCAAUGAUGUACAAGGAAAGAACUAUCGUUGUGCUGUACCAAAGUUGAACAAAGAGAUUGAACCCGAGAAAUGUAAGUUGAUUGUGAAGCCAAAGAGGGUGGUUGUCAUCCUGUCAAAGGCAUCCAAAGGUAACUGGCUGGAUUUGCACUUCAAAGAAGAUAAGUUGAAGCCAAAUCUAGAUAAAGAGAAGGAUCCAAUGGCUGGGAUAAUGGGCUUGAUGAAGAAUAUGUACGAGGAAGGUGAUGAGGAGAUGAAGAGAACUAUUGCUAAAGCAUGGACUGAUGCGAGAUCUGGCAAAGCAGCUGACCCGUUGCAGAGUUAUCGGUAAAAAAUUGUGAACUUAUUACAGGGUGAGAUUAGCGUAAGUUGAAUCUGGGCUAGGUGGUUUCUGAGGGUUUUCUCCGGGUGCAUUUUUUGUGUUAGAUGAGUGUUGUGCUUCAAAAAAAUUGUACGGUCUUCAUUUUGCUUGUCUAAAUGGGAUGUUAUCGAGACUUGUGUUUGGUGCACGAUUUCUGGUGAAUACAUUUGGAUUUCACUGUCC
Molecule: messenger RNA, 1061 nt
Organism: Erythranthe guttata (spotted monkey flower)
Lineage: Eukaryota; Viridiplantae; Streptophyta; Magnoliopsida; Lamiales; Phrymaceae
Molecular function (GO): tubulin binding; S100 protein binding; ubiquitin protein ligase binding
Source: RefSeq, a predicted model, not a curated record